CUUUGAACCACAGAACCACAAGUGCGGUGCAGCCUACAUCUCAAGACUGCACCUGAACCUCAGCGGAUUUAUAUAUUUUUUUAAGCAGGCUACCCACCCCACCUCCAACCCUAGCUGGACCCUCCGCAUUUACGUGUAACGUUCUAAAGAGUGACAAAGGAAAAUACCACAAGGACCGAGAGUAUCAUCUGUAACGGACCAUGGCAUCCAACAGCAUAUUCGAUUCAUUUACAACCUAUCCACAGACCUUCUUGCGGGAUCCCAGCACUAGCAGGCGCUUCACUCCUCCCUCCACCACGCUGACCCCCAGCUCGGGGAAGAUGAGCGAACCGGUUUCACUGACCCAGCCCAACCCCGCAGGGCUGUCCCGAAUCCGGCCCGAGACCCGCACCGUGGUCGAUGUCCUGCAGGAUCACGCUGGCGAAUUAGUCCGGACUGACAGCCCCAACUUCCUCUGUUCGGUGCUUCCUUCGCACUGGAGGUGCAACAAAACACUGCCUGUGGCAUUUAAGGUGAUGGCCCUUGGAGACGUUCCCGAUGGAACCCUGGUCACUGUGAUGGCUGGAAACGACGAAAACUAUUCGGCCGAACUGCGGAACGCUUCGGCUGUCAUGAAAAACACUGUCGCCCGAUUCAAUGACCUCAGAUUUGUGGGAAGAAGCGGACGAGGUAAAAGCUUCACACUGACAAUCACUGUAUUCACUAGCCCUCCUCAAGUUGCCACCUACCACAGAGCCAUUAAAGUCACUGUGGACGGACCCAGAGAGCCACGCAAAACCAUUCAGUUCCAGACCGCCUUCUUCAACCAAGAGAGUCAUUACCACAACCAAAGAUACAACAUAACUAUUCAGCAAGGGCACAGGCAAAAACUUGAAGACCAGUCAAAACCAGGCACACUUUUCUCAGAUCGCCUAAGUGAAUUGGAACGUUACCGCCAGACAGCCAUGAGGGUUGGUCCUUCAACGCCCAGCCCUCGACCUCUUGGAGUGCCCACCCACUUCAGCCCGCAAGCUCAAACACAGAUGCAGGGCACCUCUGACAUCAGCCCAUUUGCAGACCCUCGCCAAUUUGAACGCCAGUUUCCUGGACUAUCUUCGCUUACAGAAUCCCGCUUUUCAGAUCCUCGCAUGAACUAUCCCGGCGCUAUGUCUGCUGCUGCCUUCACCUACUCCACCACUCCAUCCACAGGCGGCAUUGGGGGUAUCAGCAUGACAGGUAUGGCAGCCACAGCCCGCUACCAUACCUACCUGCCACCCCCUUAUCCUGGAUCAGCCCAGAACCAAAGUGGACCCUUUCAGACCGGUGUCUCACCAUAUCAUCUCUACUAUGGCACCUCUGCUGGAUCAUACCAAUUUUCCAUGGUUGCAGGAGGAGAGCGCUCACCAACCAGAAUGCUGCCUUCUUGCACCAGUGCAUCUAGUGGAAGCACACUUAUGAAUCCCAAUUUGGCCAAUCAGAAUGAUGUUGUGGAUGCUGAUGGUAGCCAAAGCAAUUCUCCAACAGCAAUGACCACCACAGGACGAAUGGACGAAUCAGUCUGGAGGCCUUAUUAGAAAGCCAAAGAUGUAUGAGCAACAGUAAUUAUUCAAAAAUUUAAACCUUAUCUCUGUAUACAUUAAUUCUAGCUGUAGCUGAGAGAAUAGUGGAAAGAAAAUAUCCUAAUAUGUCCAUGUACAGAAUGUGAUUUUUGGUUAAAGGUACUUAUUGUAUAUACGUAUUGUCAAAUGGUGAGCCAUGGUGGAAAAUAAUCAGUUCACCUUAUAGUGGCCAAAUACCCACCAAGUCAAAAUGACUUCCAACCAAAGAUGAUGACCAUCAUAUUUCAAAAACAACAAACAGAUUGGCAUGGGUUGGAUAUAAUUAACAUUUUAGCAUCUCACAACCAUCAUUUGUUGGUCAAUUGCAGUUAUAUAAUUGUGAUUGGCCACGUGGAUACUGGAUUGUUUUCUGCUAUGGUGGGACCAUAACGUAGUGUUUCAGCACUUGUGUUUUUAAACUGAAUUGAAGUGACAGUAUAUUCUCUUAGCCUGCACAAAAUUGCCACAGCGACUAUCAAAAAUAUGAUAGGCCUCUUUUAAUUGACUACUGUGUAAAGAUUAGAAGAAUCUUGUAGUCACGCCUCCGCUCUUUAGAACAUGCACAAAUACUUGUGUAUUUUAUCAGAGCCAUGCUGAAGUUCCCAUGAAGACCAAAAAACAGAAAAUAGGGGCCACAAGACAUUAUCUAGUGACGGUUGAGUAAACUUUGGAGAAUUGUAUUUUGAUGUUAUUGUCCAUGUUACUUUUUAAAAUGAGGCAGUGGUGCACGAGCCAAAUGAUUAUAUAAGCAUUAGACGUUCAUAUUCUGAAGUCAUCCAAGCCCAGGUACUUCAGUUUACAGCCUGUGUGUGAUGGACGAGUACCAAACCAGAAACUUUGGUCCGAACCAAAGGACGCACUUGGAAAUGUUUCUGAAACCCAUGUAUUGUAUUGUAUUUGUGUAAGAAAUGUUUUGGAACUGUAAUUUGGCAUACUUAAAGAUACCUACUUACAUCUUUGUUCCUCAAUGGGCAGGGUUGUACUCAUGAAAUAACUGUGGAUUUUGGUUUUUGGUUUUACUGCACUCCUUAGAGCAAGCUGUGUAUGCUGAUUUAGGACACACUCUUUUUAGCUGAAAUAGUGCAUUCUAUACUGGCAGAAAUUAAUAAUUUUAAUAUUUGAGUUAAUCACCACCAAUGAGCUGCAAAUGUCUUUAUGUCCAUAUUACAUUUAUAAGUAGCAAAAUAUUUCUUUAUAUUUACCACUGAAUUGACAAAAACUUGAUAUAUGCUUAGGUGGAUCCAGGAGUAGAUUACAGUCCAAUUAAUUAUUUCACUCACCGUGAACUGUAACUUAAAUUGCACGAAGACACACAGUGCUACCAAUCAGCUGGUGAAAUUCUUUAAAUAGUUGGUGAAUUUGUGAUAAUUAUGUGCUCUUAUGGAUAUAACAGGGUGACAAUUUAAUGGCACAUUACUUGAGAUUGUCUCUAUCCUAUAAGCCCUUGCAUGGCUAAUGUGCAUGUGUAGUAUGUAUUCCAAAAGCAGUGUUACAAUGAAGCUUUCAGUUGGUCAUCCAUACUUUACACUCAGUAGCCAGCGAAUGGUUGCAGCUUUCAACAAAAAAUUAAUUGAUCAAAAUGUAAAGUACUUUUUCAAAUAAUAAUUUGUGGUCAUUUCACCAGAUUUUUGAUUACACAAAAGUGUAAAGUAUUGCUAUUCAUUGAAGAAAAAGCAAUACUUCUGAUUAAGAUGAUUUUUUAAAAAAGUACACUGCAGUCUUGGUUAUCCAGAAUAAUCCUUAUUGAACAGACCAGUAAAUGGCAAACAUUGCCUAAACAAGUUGAGGUUUCUUGAGAGCUACCUUUAUUUUCGCAUUGUUUUCUAUUAUACUGGCUGUGUUCCAUUUAGCUCCAUGUUUCAAAAGACAUCCCGCCAUCUUUUUAUACUCAGUAUAAAUGAUAGCAUGAGGAAAGCUUCCAGUUUCUUUGCCUAAUGGACUAAUUUUCUUCAACAUUCUGAAGGUGUGUAGUGGCUACCCGAAAUUGCCCUGUAAAACAUUGAUGCAUAGAAAUACUUUCCAAUUAAACUAUAAUGUAAAUAGCCACUGGCAGCCUAGAAAAUAUAUCAUCGUUUGUACACAUCACUAGGCCCUUUACCAAUAAUGUGGCUGUGGAUCUGUUCUAUCAGGGAUUAUUUGGAUAAUUAAGGUGAAAAAUUGGAAGCUUUGUUGCACCUGUGUUUUGAAAUCAUCCAGUCAUAGUUGGGGAAUUAAAAUCUAACAAAAGCUUUAAAAGGAAAUCGCUUUAUUCUAGAUUCUCGAUUAUUUUUGGUUCAUCAAAAGGUUCUCACACUAACAAUGAAUAAGAUUUUCUUUAUGAAUGUCUGGCUUAAAAUCCAAGUUGAUUAAAUCAAUAUUUCUAUGCCUUUGUAAGCAAUUUUUAACGUCAAAUAUAAGUUGCCAAUCUUUCAAUUUUUCAGCACACAAGAUGGUGUCUUUUAAAUCCUCAGUUAGGUACAUUUUAAUGUCGUCAGGUAUGGAACAUGCAACUUUCAUGAUUGCAGUAUCUCUCUGAACCUUCAAAGAUUAAGUCUUAGGAAUUCAAUAAGGUAAUAGUGCACAUUCAGAUAAGACACAGAUGCCACUACAAAGUCUCUCUACCAAUUGCAUGCUAUGGAUAAUGCUGCUUCAUGACAACCUAAGCCUGGAUACUUAGUCAUAUGUGGAGAGCAGGGAAGAUCUCACUUAAGUGCAAGUAGAUUUUAAAAGGUUUUACAGGCUGAACAAUAAACAGUAUCCCAUUGUUCCUUAUUCCUUAAGCAUGGAUCUAGACUGGGACAACACUUGCUAAAGUGUACAUUUUAAACACGUGAAAGCUAUUUUGACAUCUAAGAUGUUAUUACAAGUAAUAAGUUCACCCACAGAUGUUAUUUGGUUGACAUAAAGCAAUACCCUUUUAGCCAAUGGUUUGUAUUACAAACCUCUGGUAUAAAUAUAUUUAUUUUCCAAAAAGAGAAGCAAAAUAUAAUCUUAUUGAAUACAGCCUUGUAGUUUCAGGAGGUCCAAAGCCUCUUUGAAAAAAAACAGUGCCAGCUUAACUUUUUCCGGCUUAUCUCUUUUAAGCGUAAAGUCUCCUUUGUAAUUUAUUUAUUAAGAGUGGGAGCUGGAAGCUGUCCACAUACAGACAUUUAUAUUUCUGUACAGAUGUAUCUUAUUUGGAUUAAGCAGUAGCACUUAUACAAGGGUGUCGGGUUACACGCUUUUAAGUUUGUGUCAGUACGAUUCCAUCCUAUUUAAUAAUUGAAUAUAUUUGUUUUUCAAAAGAUUAAUUAUCUGCCAAGCUGGGCUUUUUAGAAGAUUGGAAUAUUAUUUUUUUUCUUACUAGAGAAGUGACAAUUCUAUGCUAAGCUGUGAGUUUAGGCUGCAGGCAGCAACCUGGAAAGCAAAGUACCAUAUUAAUUUGUUCAGAUGUAUCAAAUGUUGCAAACUUGAUCCUCACAAGGGUUUUCCAGUUAGCUCAAUACAUUGAGUCACAUUGGGGGCAUGGGAUAGGAAAUCCCUUGUUUGGUAAUGGCCAAUAGCCCAUUGAGCCAUUAAGAAAAAUCUGGUAGCCAAAGGCAUGGCCAUUUAACAAGCAGUCAAAUCAAGUUUAAAGCAGCUGCCCAUUUUGGCCACUUUCCGUUAUCCUUAUUUGGUGACCAGCAUCUAACGGUUGCUAACAACUGCCAGGCCACAGUUUCUUCAACCCCACCCCUACUCCACUGUGACUGGAAAUGUGAUAAAAUCAGCCACAGAGUUGAAGAAAUAUUUGGAUUAGAAGCUACAGGACAGGUGUUUAGAUAAUCUCACAGGUCAUCGGUACCUGAGAAAUGUGAUGACCGUUACAGUGGAUAUGGGGGGGGUGGACUGAGAAAUCAAAGUUUUCUUCAGUGGUUCAGUUCCAUCCGAACAAGACAGACAUCUUAUAGAACCCAGCACCGGCAUCAAGCCAACAAAGCAGAAUCAUAUAUAUGUCCAACAAAAAUAUCAUAUGCACUAAUAAUUUUUUUGGAUCCCAAUUUGAGUUUGUAAUUUUUUGAUAUCACUGAAUAUUUGCCUAGAACUUGCUAUUACCUUGAGCCAAAAGUAUAGAUCUCUCCAAAAUAUCUAUAUUGAGUUUGGCUUGCUUUCUAGGCCUGGUUCCCAAUGUAUACCCCUACCAAUGAAGGUCAAUGAAGGUAUCUUCUUUUCUAGGGGAGGAGAGGUAAUGAUGUAUAAUUCUAUGAUUUUUUUUAAUUAAACAUUUAGUUUUGACCUAGACUUCCGUGCUUGAAGAUAUUGGCCUAAAAAAAAUUGAGGAGAAUCCAAUUCUGUAAGAUAAACAUUUUCCGUGCGUAAAUGUACAUUCUUAUAAACAUAGCAAAACAAUGAAAUGCUUGCGAUAUAUUACCGUAUGCAACUAAACUGCUGCCUGUUUUGUGUUAAAAGUAUACUUCCUCAAGUCAAUUCUGUCCCUGCUAUAUGCUUUGGCUGUAUGAAAUAAUUGCUUUAUUCUAACAUUAAUAAAAAUGAAAAGAAACUCUGCCUUUAAAACUGCUUUUGAUGGUUUGAUAUUGUAAAAUAACUUAAAAAAUAUUGUUGAAAUGGAAUUACUGUACUUAGAUUAUAUUCAGUCAAGAUGUUUUUCAUUUUGUUCUCUUGAUUAAUCACUGGAUUUAAGGCUUGUGCUUCAAUA
This is a messenger RNA of Carcharodon carcharias (great white shark), 6231 nucleotides long. It is a transcript of the gene runx3, whose product is annotated as RUNX family transcription factor 3. Gene Ontology annotation, molecular function: DNA-binding transcription factor activity, RNA polymerase II-specific; RNA polymerase II cis-regulatory region sequence-specific DNA binding; ATP binding. Gene Ontology annotation, biological process: regulation of transcription by RNA polymerase II; regulation of cell differentiation; neuron differentiation. Lineage: Eukaryota; Metazoa; Chordata; Chondrichthyes; Lamniformes; Lamnidae. Gene Ontology annotation, cellular component: nucleus. The record is from RefSeq and is a predicted model, not a curated record. The coding region runs from base 201 to 1553 and encodes 450 amino acids. The transcript is spliced from 8 exons.